This is a messenger RNA of Sarcophilus harrisii (Tasmanian devil), 945 nucleotides long. Its product is annotated as olfactory receptor 56A3-like. The record is from RefSeq and is a predicted model, not a curated record. Gene Ontology annotation, biological process: G protein-coupled receptor signaling pathway. The coding region runs from base 1 to 945 and encodes 314 amino acids. NCBI's taxonomy places the organism in Eukaryota, Metazoa, Chordata, Mammalia, Dasyuromorphia, Dasyuridae. Gene Ontology annotation, cellular component: membrane. Gene Ontology annotation, molecular function: G protein-coupled receptor activity; olfactory receptor activity. The transcript has a single exon.
AUGAUACCUCAUAACGAGUCUUCCUCCACUGAGAUCUCUGAGUUCCUCUUGAAUUGUUUUGUCAGAUCGCCAAGUUGGCAGCUCUGGCUCUCCCUACCCUUGAGCCUGCUCUUCCUCCUGGCCAUGGGGGCCAAUGCCACCCUUCUAAUUACCAUUAGGCUAGAAGCAUCUCUGCAUGAACCCAUGUACUACCUGCUCAGUCUGCUCUCUUUGCUGGACAUCGUGCUCUGUCUCACUGUCAUUCCCAAAGUUCUUCUUGUCUUUUGGUUUGACCUCAGACCCAUCAGCUUUUCAGCCUGCUUUCUUCAAAUGUUCAUCAUGAACAACUUUCUCCCCAUGGAAUCUUGCACCUUCUUGGUAAUGGCAUAUGAUCGCUAUGUGGCCAUAUGCCACCCUCUGCGGUACCCAUCUAUCAUCACUGAUCAAUUUGUGCUCAAAGCUAGUGUCUUUAUUGUGGCACGGAACACUCUCCUCACUGCUCCAAUUCCUAUCCUUUCUGCACGGCUCCAUUAUUGUGGAAAUAACAUCAUUGAGAAUUGUAUUUGUGCUAACCUGUCAGUCUCCAAGCUUUCCUGUGACAAUGUUACUCUUAAUAAGAUCUACCAAUUGAUUGUAGCCUGGACUCUGCUGGGCUCUGAUCUCGUACUUAUUUUCCUCUCCUAUUCCUUCAUUCUGAGGGCUGUGAUGAAACUUAAAGCUAAAGGGGCUGCUGCCAAAGCCCUAAGUACAUGUGGUUCCCAUUUUAUCCUCAUUCUCUUCUUUAGCACUAUCCUCCUGGUUUUCAUCUUUACUCACAUGGCCAAAAAAAAAGUGGCCCAUGAUGUCCCUGUUUUACUCAAUGUCCUGCAUCAUGUAAUCCCUGCUGCCCUUAACCCCAUUGUCUAUGGGGUGAGGACAAAAGAAAUUAAACAAGGAAUUUUGAGGUUACUAAGAAAAGAGAAAUGA